AUGGCAGACGAAUCUACAGAUCUGGACCAAAAUCAGAAAGCUUCCACCGGCGACAAGCACAAAACUGAGGUAGAAACUCCAGACGCGAAGCGGACCAAGAUCAAAACAGAGACGUCUCUCGACGAAGCCAAUGAAGAUAUCAGAGACGAAAAGCAAAGCACUCGCCAAGACGUGAAGCAAGAAUCAGAGGAUUCCAAGACCGAGAUAAAAUCUGAAAAUGGCACAACUGAUGCAACCAAAGCAGACACAGACAUUCCAUCAAGCAUUCUUGAAAAGGGUAUCAUAUAUUUCUUCAUGAGAGGACGCGUGGAUGUCGACAAACCAGAGGAAGUAGGCGACAUUGCGCGCACCUUUAUUAUUCUGAGGCCGAUUCCGCAAGACGCAAAGCUGAGCGAAGGGCCACUUACGGAUGCUGGAAAUUCCAGAAUUCUCAUUCUGCCAAAGAAAGUGCUUCCGGCAAAUGGCAGGGAGCGUUUCAUGGCGUUUGUGGAGAAGUCUGGAGCAUCAUAUGAUGAAAUCAAAGGCCAAUUUCUCGCUGGUGAGGAGUACGAGACCAAGACGAAAGGCACCAGACACACUCCGGCAGCUACCCCGAUAGGUGAGGGUGUCUACGCCAUAACAACCACUGGACGCGCAAGCCAUCUUGUGUACAUGAUUACCAUCCCAGAGAAGCUCGGCGAGGUACAGAAAGAUCUUGGAGUGAAAGAACGAGGGAGUUUCAUCAUCAGCACCAAGAAUCCAAAGUAUCCAUCACCGGCUUCUGCCCGCCUGCCCAAAGACCCAGCGUAUCCAAAGAAGAUCCUUGAGGAGUUCCGAGACUUGAGAUGGAUUCCAUCUCAACCAAAUCACCUCGAUUACGAUAAUGCCCAAGUUCUGCUUAUUGGAGAAUCAUCAGGAUUCAAGAGAGCGCUGGAGCUCCAAGAAGACGAUGAUAGAGCACACAAAGAGGAGCCUCUUGAGGAGAUGGAAGAACUAGAAGAGAAAGACUUGAAACGAAUGCACCAGCUAUCGGGAGAUCACUCUGCGGCCAUCUAUGCAGACUUGAAGGUUCAUGCGGAGGACUAUCCCAAGCUUCAGACUACCUUUUAG
Molecule: messenger RNA, 1089 nt
Organism: Trichoderma virens Gv29-8
Lineage: Eukaryota; Fungi; Ascomycota; Sordariomycetes; Hypocreales; Hypocreaceae
Exons: 2
Coding region: 1-1089 (362 amino acids)
Source: RefSeq, a predicted model, not a curated record